Molecule: messenger RNA, 447 nt
Organism: Parnassius apollo (apollo)
Lineage: Eukaryota; Metazoa; Arthropoda; Insecta; Lepidoptera; Papilionidae
Source: the annotation of a GenBank genome assembly
AUGAUCGCAAAGGUGCUGUGCCUCAUUGUGCUCGUGGCUAUCGCAGUUGCAGAAGGACACGGUUAUGCUUAUUCAAGCCAACAAGUUUCACGUGAAGAUGGACCUGCAGAAAAAGUGAACGUCAAAGGUGACGAAAAUCAUGAGCAUCACGUUGACUAUUACGCCCAUCCAAAAUUUAACUUCGAGUACAAAGUAGAAGACCACCAUACUGGCGAUAUCAAGUCUCAAGAAGAGAGUCGUGAUGGUGAUGUUGUCAAGGGCAGAUAUUCAUUACAGGAACCAGACGGUUCCAUCAGGAUUGUAGAAUAUCACGGAGAUGACCACAGCGGCUUCCACGCUGAUGUCAAACACCAGACUCAUCAUAUUGUACCUGAACAUAAGGAAGACAAGGAACAAAGUGAACAAAAGGAACAAAGUGAACAAAAGGAACAAGAAGAACAAGCAUAA